AUGGACGCGUCUUUCUAUGCGCCCAUCGCUCUUGCGGCUUUCUCCCUUUCCUUAGCAUUCAUCUUCCGCAGGUACUUGACCCAAUCUCCCCUGGACAACUUGCCUGGUCCCCCUCCGACUUCCUUUCUUUUCGGGAAUAUUCCUGAUAUCACACACCGACAAAGCUGGAAAAGAUGGAAGGUCAUGGUGGAUACCUAUGGGACUGUUUCGAGGCUUCAGGGAGUACUUGGGAUGCGCGUCCUGCAUGUCGCGGAUCCCAAGGCGCUGCAUAGCAUUCUCAUCAAAGACUCGGAGCAUUACCCCAAGAAGGUAGAACCGUCGACGGAGAUGCAGGUGCUCAUCGGCCCGGGGCUGCUGACGACAGAAGGGCACCAGAACAGGAAGCAGCGCAAGCUACUGAACCCCGUCUUCUCCGUCGCACACCUCCGCAACAUGACACACAUCUUCUAUGGUAUCACGCAUCGGCUCCAGAAAGCGAUCGAGACCCGCGUGGGCAAAGACGGUGGAGUGAUCGAUGUCAACGGAUGGAUGGCGCGCACCACGCUCGAGAUGCUCGGACAGGCGGGCCUUGGGUACUCCUUCGAUAACUUCAUCGACGACUCAACAGACGCAUACGGAGAGUCGCUCAAGUUAUUCUUUCCUAUCAUGAGCCGCAUCCCGCUUCUGUCGAUCGCCGUCCCCAAGCUAUCCUACGUUCUUCCGGACUGGCUUAUACACAAGCUGCUCCAUCUGGUGCCGCAUCGCGACUUCAAGCGUAUGAUGGAGAUUUCGGACACGAUGGCGCGUCGCUCGCUCGAGAUCAUCAACGAGAAGAAGAGCGCGCUUCUCAAGGGCGACGACGCGCUCGUGCAUCAGGUCGGGGAGGGAAAGGACAUCAUGAGUCUCCUACUGAAAGCGAACAUGAUCGCGUCUGAGGGAGAGAAGCAUACCGACGAGGAGCUUGUUGCUCAGAUGUCCACCUUUAUCCUCGGCGGCAUGGAUACCACGUCCAACGCGCUCUCUCGGAUUCUGCACUUGCUCGCUCAGAAGCCUGAGGUGCAGGAGCGGCUCCGGCAGGAAAUACUCGAGGCGCGCGGUGGCGACGACAUCGCGUACGACGAUCUCGUGAAGCUCCCAUACUUGGAGGCCGUGUGCCGCGAGACGAUGCGUCUCUACCCGCCCGUGCAGUUUGUCAUACGCGCAGCCGCAAAGGACAUGACCCUCCCUCUCUUCAAACCGAUCCAAGCCCGCGACGGCUCUCCCAUGAGCGAGGUGGCGGUCCCCAAAGACACCAUGAUCGUUCUGCACUCGUGGGGAUGCAACACAAACAAGGCCGUCUGGGGCGACGACGCAUACGAGUGGAAGCCGGAGCGCUGGCUGGGCGAGCUGCCGAAGGUGCUCGAUGAGGCCCGCAUCCCAGGGGUGUAUUCGAACCUCAUGACGUUUUCCGGCGGUGGAAGAGCAUGCAUCGGUUUCAAGUUCUCCCAGCUGGAGAUGAAGGUCGUCCUCUCGGUCCUGCUUUCAGCGUUCAGGUUCGAGACGUCUGAAAGACCAAUCACUUGGAACUCCUCCGCGGUGAUAUACCCAACGACGGGCGACAUGAACACCCAGCCUCAGAUGUUCCUGAAGUUAAGCAAGAUCGCCUAG
Molecule: messenger RNA, 1626 nt
Organism: Trametes versicolor FP-101664 SS1
Lineage: Eukaryota; Fungi; Basidiomycota; Agaricomycetes; Polyporales; Polyporaceae
Product: cytochrome P450
Exons: 12
Coding region: 1-1626 (541 amino acids)
Molecular function (GO): oxidoreductase activity, acting on paired donors, with incorporation or reduction of molecular oxygen; monooxygenase activity; heme binding
Source: RefSeq, a predicted model, not a curated record